Messenger RNA from Culex quinquefasciatus (southern house mosquito), 546 nucleotides. RefSeq lists its product as uncharacterized. The coding region runs from base 27 to 380 and encodes 117 amino acids. The transcript is spliced from 3 exons. NCBI's taxonomy places the organism in Eukaryota, Metazoa, Arthropoda, Insecta, Diptera, Culicidae. The record is from RefSeq and is a predicted model, not a curated record.
UCGCAGGAUGAAUACCCGGACCCGCGAUGCUUCCAGACAGACACAAAGAGAGAGAGAGACCGGUGGAGGCUUCCCAUCAUUCUGCGGUGUUCCGGAACAGACAGCCAGAAACACACACUCUGACAAGCAAAAAGAGUUGGAGAAUUUUGAACAGAGUAAUUUUAUCUGUCUCCUCUUCGUCGCGCUGGCACGGCGCGACCUCUGAGAAAAUGUCCCUACUUGCCGGUCCGAUCCGUCGUCGUCUUCCAAAAUAUCAAGUAAGCAGCUCCUUUGUCCGGUCCCCGCAGAUGAUCCGCUCCGGCGAGGCGUCGACCUUUUUGGGUCUGGUCUGGUCGUGGCGGUUGGAACAGCUGACACCAGUACAGUGUGAGUAUGACUAAUGUUUGAAAAUUUCUAGCAGGAAAGUCAAGUGCUCAAAACAAAAUGGGUGAAUGAGAAUGCUCUGGCGUUGACCUUUUUUUACUGUGGUAAGUUUGCAAAUGAGAUUUUUAAUUUCUUGUUUCGUAAUAAAUAGUUACAGUUGUUCACGCGCGGUGCCUUGCAAAA